GCUUGAUACGAUGUCGUAAACGUCUUCUUCUCGUCAAUUUUGAUUAGGAACUUGAGAGAGGUAAUGGGGAAAGCUGGUGACGGAGCAUACGACUAAUUCAAAAAUGCCUGCUGUGCGGUCGGUUGACUGGCAGUGGGAGAACGCCACCGCCGGCGCCGUCGCGGGGCUCGCCACCGCCACAUUUACUCAUCCCCUUGAUGUCGUCCGCACGAGGUUCCAAGUACACGACGGGCGAACAUCGAUGCUUCCCGCAUACAGGAACACUCCUCAUGCUCUAUAUACCAUCACUCGCUUGGAGGGCAUAAGAGGGCUUUAUGCAGGUUUUUACCCCGCUGUUCUUGGGUCAACUAUUUCAUGGAGCUUAUAUUUCUACUUCUAUAGCAAAGCAAAGCAAAGAUAUUUGAAAGACAGGAAGGAGUUGACCCCAGGCCUUCAUCUUGCUUCAGCUGCAGAAGCAGGAGCUUUGGUAUGCUUUUGCACCAACCCUAUCUGGCUUGUGAAGACAAGAUUGCAACUGCAGUCUCCUCUGCAUCAGAUUCGUCCUUACUCUGGGUUUCAUGAUGCUUUAAUAACCAUAAUGAAAGAAGAAGGGUGGAGGGCAUUUUACAAGGGCCUUCUGCCGGGUCUCUUUCUGCAGGUAACCCAUGGUGCUAUUCAGUUCACUGCAUAUGAGGAACUUCGUAAGGUUGUGGUAAACUGGAGGUUUGAUAAAAAUGAAAGAACAUCUGGCACUGCUGACAACUUGUUGGAUUCCAUUGAUUAUGCAACAUUAGGAGCUUCUUCUAAAAUAGCUGCCAUUCUUUUGACAUACCCAUUUCAGGUCAUACGAGCUCGUCUGCAGCAACGACCAAGUACUGCCGGAAUACCAAGAUAUGUAGAUAGCUGGCAUGUUGUUAAGGAAACGGCAAGGUUUGAGGGGGUACGAGGUUUCUACCGGGGUAUCACAGCAAACCUGCUGAAAAAUGUACCUGCUGCUUCAGUGACCUUCAUAGUUUAUGAAAAUGUUCUGAAUAUGCUGAAAUUAGCAAGGAGAGAUUAUUAACCUUAUUCUCCUGGUAUUCUUCUGACCAUUUUUUUUAGUGUUAGGAUUGCAUACUUUGCACGGCUGGAACUCUACGGCAAAAUUAUAGUUAUAGAUGCCUUGAGGAAAUAAUUAUGUAAACCUGUAACUUUGGAAUUUUGUUAUCUGAAAUGUUUUUUCUCCGCUUGUAUUCCA
This is a messenger RNA of Ipomoea triloba (trilobed morning glory), 1216 nucleotides long. Its product is annotated as folate transporter 1, chloroplastic. Gene Ontology annotation, biological process: folate import into mitochondrion; nucleotide transport. Lineage: Eukaryota; Viridiplantae; Streptophyta; Magnoliopsida; Solanales; Convolvulaceae. The record is from RefSeq and is a predicted model, not a curated record. Gene Ontology annotation, molecular function: FAD transmembrane transporter activity; folic acid transmembrane transporter activity. The transcript is spliced from 11 exons. Bases 104 to 1042 code for a protein of 312 amino acids.